CCACCGCACCCUUCUUCCUCCCAACUACCUAACCCUUCUUCACUUCGUCGUCGUCAUUCCUCUUCCUCGCACCCGUUCCACACCAUCCCCUCCUCCUUGUCGUCGCCACACCCCAAUCCUCCUUGCCGUCGAGCACCGCCGCAACGCAAUCCUCCUCCUCUUGCUCCUUUUCCCUUCCCUUGUUUAUUCUCUUUUGCAGGUCGGAUUCUCCACAACAGAGGAGCGGCCAGCUGGGGGACUGCGAGAGAGAAUGAAGGUCGACUAGUCGAGGCUCCCUAAGGGUUUCCGAUGCUCUCCUUCUCCUUCUCGCCUUCUCCCCAAGAACGACGCCACACAGGGGAAAAACGGGGCACAGAAGAUGCAACCCGCUGACUCGGACUGACGGGCUAACCGCAGUUGGAGGAGAGAUUCGUUAGAUUUGCGACGAUAUGGAGACUUCGAGGCGAAAUCCCUCAAAUGGGCGGCGAUCUGGAGGCUUGGAGGCGACUCCAAUCUCUGUCCUCUUCUUUAAAGAUUCAUCGCACCGACUUCUGCCGCGAUCGAUGUCCCGAUUUCCCCACAAGAAGCUUUUAACUGCCUUGCUUCCCUCAUUUCCCCCCUCUGCUGCCAUAGAUGUUGGCCACCAUCUCCGACUCUUUCCGUCGAAAGCCCCAUGGGAGUGCGUUUUAUGCAUUUAGAGGGUUCAAUUGAUGGGAGCGGUCGGACUGAAUCGCCGCCAUCAAUCCCAAUCUGAAUCGCGUAGGAGACAAGGGAGGGCAGAGGAAGAUAGCUGAGAUUUGGGCGUUUCGAUGUAGGAUAUGGUCGUGAUCCAGGCAGGGAUGAAGAAGAAGAAAAAAUGAAAUUUUAUAAUAUCCUCUAUUACUUUGGCAACAAAACAAAAAAAAAAUCACUGCUCUCUAUCAACUACACCAUUUUUACGACCCUAGUAGUUUUCUACCAUAACCAUCGAGCAAAGAGAAAAAAAGAGAACGAUAAAAGAUUAAAAGAACA
This is a messenger RNA of Linum trigynum, 990 nucleotides long. The record is from the annotation of a GenBank genome assembly. NCBI's taxonomy places the organism in Eukaryota, Viridiplantae, Streptophyta, Magnoliopsida, Malpighiales, Linaceae.